UGUCUUAUCUUUAAUGUUUAUGUUUUUGUGUGUGUCGGUCUGAUUUUCUCAUCGUUUUCUUUUUUCCAUAACUUCAUCUCUUUGAAUGUGUAAACUUUGAUGCAAGUUGUUCCAUCAAAGGCCGGUUCAUCUGUACUCCGAUUUUACCCGUACUUCCUGGUCCGCCUGGUCUCGCUGCGUAGGUCAGACACGCGGCUAUUUUGACAGUUUCGUUGGUUUUCUCUUUCUUGAUUCUUUUUAUUGUUGGAUGUUUUUCAGAAUUGUUUGGUUUUUUAAAUGGAUUUGACUGAGGGAAGCAGAGUGUUUCUAAAUGAUCCAAUUAAGCUGAAAAACUACAUAAAUAAAGAAGUGAAGGUGUUCACAAAAGGAAACCAAACAUUUCAAGGCAGCGUUUACACAAUUGACCCAGUAACUGAAAGCAUUGUGCUUACAAAAAAAGACACAACGGGUUGCGUUUCAUUGGACUUAGUGCUCGGCCAUGUCAUUACGGGCAUGGAGAUAGUUGGGAACGCCGAGGCUGAGGAGCUGUUCAAGUGUAAAGAUACGAGCAAAAUUAAUGAAGAGGUUAAAAAUAAUCUAAAAUCAUGGUUGGAGAGCAACCUCAUUCCGAUUGAAGACGACGGUGUCAAUCUAAAAUGUUGCUCAGUGCUGACGAUCACACCUCCGUAUAGUUGGGAGUCCUGUCUCUGCACCAAUGAAAUAGUUCUCUGCCGCAUUCAACAAAUAAUAAAAGCUAUGCCCGAAAAAUUGAAUAAUUGACAAUUUAUUAAUGAUAACACCAUUUUGUAAAUAAAUCGUUAUUUAAUGUAUUUAAAUAAAUAAUUCAAAAUAAUAAAAAAAUCACAAA
Messenger RNA from Cimex lectularius (bed bug), 847 nucleotides. RefSeq names its product gem-associated protein 6-like. Gene Ontology annotation, cellular component: SMN complex; nucleus. NCBI's taxonomy places the organism in Eukaryota, Metazoa, Arthropoda, Insecta, Hemiptera, Cimicidae. The coding region runs from base 277 to 759 and encodes 160 amino acids. Gene Ontology annotation, biological process: spliceosomal snRNP assembly; spliceosomal complex assembly. The transcript is spliced from 3 exons. The record is from RefSeq and is a predicted model, not a curated record.